Messenger RNA from Coccomyxa subellipsoidea C-169, 1644 nucleotides. RefSeq lists its product as hypothetical. NCBI's taxonomy places the organism in Eukaryota, Viridiplantae, Chlorophyta, Trebouxiophyceae, Coccomyxaceae. The coding region runs from base 1 to 1644 and encodes 547 amino acids. The transcript has 9 exons. The record is from RefSeq and is a predicted model, not a curated record.
AUGGAAAUGGAACCAGCUGCAGCACUCCCUUUGCAGCGCUUUCUGGCGUGUGUUGAAGCUGCUGCAGUGUGCGAUGGGACGGCUCACGAGGCUGGCGUUGUCCUCCAUGAGGCACAAGAUUGGCUGAAGGCCAUCAUGAUGCUGGAUGAAGCUGAGGAGAAUGCGCGCCUCGGCAAGCACCAGUAUCUCAGCGGUGUCCUGCACAAUGUGGCCAAAAUUUUGACGAAUGAGAGCGCGCCAGCUGAUCCCCUUGUAGCACUACAGGACAUCGGCUUCAGCUCUGGGCUGGAUCUGGAUAAUGAAGGACGCGCGGAUGUCGAAGCGUCUGACAUUGGCGAUGCUCAGUCGCCCACAAAGGCGCUGGACGCCAGCAGGCCAUGCAACUAUCUCAGCGCCAUGCUGACCUACAUCGCACAGGUUGGGGAUGAGGUGGCUGCGGCAGACCCGGCCCCGAGCGAGGCGCAGAACUACUUUGCAAUGCUGCGACAGCUGCCGGACGCGCUGCUGCUGCGGCUGGUAGUCCACUGGGGCUGCGCCGAUGCCACUGCCGAGCGCGUGGCCGCCCUGCUGGGCUGCAACCUGGCAGAGGAGGAAGGCACAGCAGUCGGGAACAUGUCAGUGCUGCCGAUUCUGGGCGCAUUGGGCAGCGAGUCACGCGCCCCGGCGCAGCCGUCAAAGCUGAGCAUGCAGCUGCCGGCCUUCAGCGAGCUCCACCGCGUCUCCCCCCUGCGCGCCACGCUGGCAGCUGCUCUCGCUGUACUGCAGCGGCUGAACGGCCUCUCUGGGGGCUCCGCACCGCUCCUGCCGGGCAGCUUCGGGGAAGCUGCAAUCGGCGCGUCGCCGGCCUCACAUGGCGGUCAUCAUGGGGACAGCAGGGGCGCAUCGCCGCCGCGUGCAGACAGCAGCCGCAACAGCAGCCCGACCGAGUCGCCGAGCUCCAGCAGCAGUGAUGCAGCCAGCCAGAGCAGCCAGGCCACGUCGCAUGCCUCCUCGGAGUUUGCUGCAGUCAAUGGGAACGGCGCUGGUUUGCAGCGCAGAAAGAGCAGGGUGAAGGAAGAGGAGCAGUUGCUGCUCUUUGCUCUGAAGCAUGCGGAGAACCUUGAGCCGCUGGGGAGAUGGAUCAAGCUACAGCUGGAAACCAAUCCUGCUCUGGCUUCUGUCAGCGAGGUUGCUGCCGAACAUUGCCGCACCUCAGCAAAAGCUGCAGACCCCAGGCGGAAGGCAAACAAGCUAUCUCAGGCUGGGCGCUGGAAGGAAGCCGUUGCUAUGGCUGACAGGGACGGUGGUGCCUCGGAUGCUCUGCUUACAGGAGUUGUAGAUGGCGUGGCUCUCCAGCUCAUGCAGGACAGCAUGUCAGAUGGCAGGGAGAGCACUUCCAGCGCUACAAUGGACGCGACUGAUGACGACCAAAAAUUCCUGUGGGAGUGCUGUUGUCGCAUAAAGGACAGAGAGAUUUCUGCAAGACUUGUGCUCCGCCAUUUGGGAGUUUGGGAGCUGGAGCAGGCAAUUGAGCUCCUGGUCAUGUGCCAGACACACCUGCCGCAGCAGCACAGCUUGCAGCAGGAGCUGCAGGGAAAGCUGUCCUGCCUCACUUUCUGCAGGGAUGUCUUGAGCCAUGAAGAGGCCCGCCUGGAAAUGAAGUGA